This is a messenger RNA of Mauremys mutica (yellowpond turtle), 2953 nucleotides long. It is a transcript of the gene TRMT10A, whose product is annotated as tRNA methyltransferase 10A. Lineage: Eukaryota; Metazoa; Chordata; Testudines; Geoemydidae. Gene Ontology annotation, biological process: tRNA N1-guanine methylation. The transcript has 8 exons. Bases 275 to 1210 code for a protein of 311 amino acids. Gene Ontology annotation, molecular function: tRNA binding. Gene Ontology annotation, cellular component: cytosol; nucleus; nucleoplasm. The record is from RefSeq and is a predicted model, not a curated record.
GGCCAGCUAGUCCCGAGCCGCCUCCACCCCGGAGCCGCGCGCCUGCGAAGACCCACAGGCAGUGGCGCGGGCCGAUGACGUCAGACAGGCGACGCGGUUCCGGUCGCUGCCUGAGUCGCGGGGGCCGCCGCUGAGGGGGCUUUGGAAGCGCUGUGGUGGUUCUGGCCGUGGCGGGUGGGCGCUGCCGCGCGCCGAAACAGUCUUGGGGAAAAAAGACUUAGUUUACAAAUUCAAGCUUCUUUAGGCAAGAUCCACUAAAGCCAUCGGAAAGCAAAUGUCGUCAGAAAUGCCAGCAGAAAAUCUGUUACCCACAGAUAUUCCUGAUGUGGAAGAAAAGAUUAAUUCAAAUGACAAUCAAGGCAAGAAAGGGGAGCCAGGAUCAGACAAGACAGAGAGCACUGGAGUUAUGUCAAAGAGGCAAAUGAAGAAGCUAAUGAAGCAGAAACAAUGGGAAGAGCAAAGAGAUUUACGCAGGCAGAGACGAAAAGAGAAACGCCAGAAAAGAAAACUGGAGCGUCAGUAUCAGUUGGAAUCUAACAAUGAAGGGAGUGACAGGAAGCGUAUACGUAGAGAUGUUAUUCCUAGUACUCUUCGCCUUAUUAUAGACUGCAGUUUUGACAACUUGAUGGUAUUAAAGGAUGUCAAGAAGCUUCACAAGCAAAUUCAGAGAUGUUAUGCAGAAAACCGUAAAGCAUUACAUCCUGUACAGUUUUACUUGACCAGCCAUGGAGGCCAGUUGAAGAACAACAUGAAUGAAAAUGACAAAGGAUGGGUCAACUGGAAGGAUAUCCAUAUUUCAUCAGAGCAUUAUAAUGAGCUAAUGAAGAAGGAAGACCUCGUGUAUCUUACAUCAGACUCCCCUGAUGUGCUGAAUGAAGUAGAUGAGACUAAAGCCUAUGUAAUUGGAGGUCUGGUGGAUCACAAUCACCACAAGGGGAUUACUUACAAAAAGGCACUAGAACAGGGAAUUGGUCAUGCACAGCUUCCACUUGGAAAUUUUGUGAAAAUGAACAGCCGGAAAGUAUUGGCAGUUAAUCAUGUGUUUGAGAUAAUCCUCUCUUAUCUGGAGAAGAGAAACUGGAAGGAAGCAUUUUUCAGUGUCUUGCCACCACGGAAAGGGGCCAGUCCUCUGGGCGAAGCCAAUGACUCCUCCAAAUGUGAGCUGCAUGAAAAAGAGGCUGGUGAAGAUAAUAGCUCGGACAGCGACUAGGCAACUGUGGAAGAGGGCAGGAAUGAGAAGUGCAUGUGGCACAAAGGAUAGAAAUAAGACAUGAGUUAGAUGAAACAUUUGAGAACAAUCUAUCUCACUAGUGGUAUUUGUUUAAGUGGCUACACUUGGAAUGACGUUGUAAAGAUUAAUGUUAUUUUUACCUUGAAAAUACUUCAUUUUUGGAGCUUUUUAUAAAGUAAAUUAAUGGCAAAUGCAGAACUUAUUUUGUUAUGGAAGCUAAUAUUUAUUUUCUUUUAAAAUAUUUUAUUUGAUACAUACAGAGCGGUAUUAUUUUAUUUUUCCUGAAGCUUGUGAUGAAACCUAAUAAUUAAUGUGUUUGUAACUGUCCCUGUUUUGUGUAUGUACCCUUGAUAUUUUAUUAUUCUUCCCUAUUCACCCCUAUCAUAUAUUAUGUCUUAAAAGCAAUGAGUGUCAAAGGUUAAUGAAUCUGAAAGCUCCUUCCAGCAUUGUCUGUUGCAAAGUGUGUAUAACCUCUCAUCAUCAGUGUGGGGGGUUUCUGAGCAAAGAACAGUCUUAUGGUCUCUGAAAAAAACAUUGGGAGCCAAGAACUCUGCUUUGGACACUUUAAAACAUAAUUUUUUAAAAAACAUCAUCUGUCACAGCAGACCUGCCUAUAGAAUGAGUAUCCUCCUUCUCUGGCAGGGUUGUGAAUAUUUCAAAAAAAAGUUACUCUUCUUGCCUCCUGAACUGAAGCUUUCUGUUCUAACUAAAUUUUUAAAAUAGCCAUUUCAGUACUCCUGAAGCAGGCCAGAAGACAGCAUUGGGGGCAGAAGGUGCCCUUUCACACCUGUGAGGCCAUUCUCUCAUCCCUUUCUGCAGGGGCUAUCGAGAAGGUAGCCAGUUGUAGUAUAGCUUUUGGGAUGUGGACAAGUACCUACCAAGAGCAAGUCUGCAAUCAUCAAUAGACUCCCAAAGAGCAUUUGGAUGAUAGCAGCUUCUGGGCACUUGUGACGUGGGCGGGUUUUGAACAGGGGCCAUAGAUGUGACUGGCUCUGUACCCAGCUCCAGUCCUCCUUCCACUGUCACCACUUUCAGACUGGGAAUUGAACUGGAAUUGUGUAGAUUUACAUGUGGCCUAUAGUUUUACAGGGUUGGCAACAAGCAAAUUAUGAUUGGACAUGUUCAGUGUGAUCAUUGUUGUGCUUUCUUUUUUUAAUAUAAAUUAAUUUUGAGAACUCAUUUAGGCAGCCAUCUGAUAAACUACAGUGAAGAUUCAUCUGCCUUAGGUCGUUGGCAACAGUUUGUUGCUCAAAUGAAAUGCUGUGGUGGGUUCAUUGUGUAGAUAUGCCACAGAGAAAUAUGUUACGUUUUGUCUCUGAACCUGGAGAAACUUUUGGACAAAAGCAUUGUCUUGUUUUGUUUGAAGAGCCAAAGAAAUGUACAGCAUAAACAAAGUAAAGCACUUGCCAGUACCAGUUUCCUUUGUUAAUAAACAAAUGUGUAAAAUGGCAAAGGUUCAAAGUGUACAUUUUACAGUUGAGGUAUUGCAUACUGCUGCACAUAGUAUUCAUUAAAUCUGAUCUAAGCAUUUCAUGUUUCAGUUAAGAUUUUCUAAUUCUGCCAUGUGUCUUGUUUCCUUCUCAGAUUUGAGCACAUUAAAAUUAAAUGCUACAAUUUAUUCAUGUGGAAUUAAUUCUACAACUCUAAAAGGUAGCUCUUCUGCAUUGUUGUAUUGACCAGACUUUUUUUUGGUAUGGUGGAAGUUACAUUUUUUUUUUUUUU